AUGAAAACUAUUGAUAAGAUGUAUGAUAUUCACGACGAACUUUUCAAAUUAUUUAUGAAAGAAUGGAGGGAUCAAAAUGCUGCUUCAAUUGAAAAUAAUGAUAAUUCCAAUAAAAAUCAAGUUCAAUCAGGUAAAACUUCAUCAGUUCCAAUUGUAUCAAGUGAUUUAGAGAAACAAGUUCACAUAGACCAAAAUUCAUCAAUUUCAAUUGCAUCAGGUGAUUUAAAGGAUUUAGCUCAAUCAGACCAAAUUUCAUCAACUUUAGGUGAAUCUUGUCCAUUACUAUCAGACAAUAAUAAUUUAAAUCAACCAGAUUUCUGGUCAGGGUUUAUUGAUAGAGAGUUUAAAUUUAAUUUGGACAACUUAUUUCCAACCGAACUAUUUGAUAAUCAUCAAUAUGCUCAAGAAUUAAAGAAUAAAUUUAAAGUACUUGGAAAAAAAUCUCUUUAUUGGCUUUUGUUCCUGUGUAUUAGUUUUUCAGCUGCUUUAAUUUCCUUUACUAUCAUUGUAUGCGGAGCUUGGACCAUUUAUGAUGAAGGAUGCAAAAAAUAA
Messenger RNA from Lodderomyces pseudojiufengensis, 552 nucleotides. RefSeq lists its product as uncharacterized. The coding region runs from base 1 to 552 and encodes 183 amino acids. The record is from RefSeq and is a predicted model, not a curated record. The transcript has a single exon. Lineage: Eukaryota; Fungi; Ascomycota; Pichiomycetes; Serinales; Debaryomycetaceae.